UGCCUUUAUAAACCGGGUCCGCCCACUCGCUCGCAUGUCAUAUCUCAUAAACGUCUCCGAUCCCAAUGCAAGACCUUGUCAGCCAUCAUACAGAUCUUGCGCUGCUACAGCAGAUUGCAGUACGACAUCAUAUUCACGAGANCGCUGCNCUGAGUUUCGAUGCCUUAGUAACAGUCGUCAACGCAUGGAGUCGCUGUCUGAUUGGCCCAUACUGUAGCAAAAGGACUACUGCGCCUGCUGCGGUCACGAAGACCGCAUGAGACAGGCUACGUGUGGAGAAGGCCCUUUUAAUCCGUAGGUGGCCAGUGCCACCUCCAGAGGCAAUUCACCACACUCGCAG
Molecule: messenger RNA, 340 nt
Organism: Mixia osmundae IAM 14324
Lineage: Eukaryota; Fungi; Basidiomycota; Mixiomycetes; Mixiales; Mixiaceae
Exons: 1
Coding region: 66-260 (64 amino acids)
Source: RefSeq, a predicted model, not a curated record